AUGGCCAUCUCUGACGAUCCCACAGCGCUCAAGCUCGAAGACUUGGCCGAGCUUUUGAAGAAUGACACAAGUGUCAAGCUCGCAGGAUGCGACAUUGACGGUAUCUUGAGAGGCAAGCUGGUCUCUAAGAAGAAGUUCCUGUCCAUCGCUGAGUCUGGUUUCGGCUUCUGCUCUGUCAUCUUUGGCUGGGACAUGCAUGAUCAGACAUACUUUAAGGAACUCAAGAUUUCAAACAAGGAGAACGGCUACAGAGACCUCACUGCCCAGAUAGACCUUGGCAGUUUCAGAAGAAUACCAUGGGAGAACAAUGUUCCCUUCUUCCUGGUCAGCUUCUACGAGCCUGAGGGACAGUCUGUCUCGGCCUGUCCGAGAAGUGUUCUAGGAAGAGCUGUCGAGAAGAUCCAGGCCAAGGGCAUGAGUGCCAUGGCAGGAGCCGAAUACGAAUUCUAUCAAUUCCGAGCACCCUCCGAUCCUACCGCUUCCGAGCGCAACUCGUCCAGCACAGCAAAGUUCCUCAAAGACCACCCGCCAUCAGCUCUACCAUCCCUCACCGAAGGCAUGUUUGGAUACAGUGUAGCAAGGCCAGUCCACAAUCAAGACUACUACUAUGGCGUUUACGAUGCCUGCGAGAAGUUCAGAUGUAACAUUGAAGGAUGGCAUACAGAGAGUGGUCCUGGUGUCUUCGAGGCUGCCCUUGAAUUCGGCGAGAUCAGAGGCAUGGCAGACAGAGCUGCGCUGUUCAAGCUCACCGUCAAGUCGAUCGCCAGCAAAUUCGGCAUCACACCAUGCUUCAUGGCCAAACCCCGCGAGAACCUGCCAGGAAACAGCGGACACAUGCAUGUCUCGCUAUGCGACCCGGAAACAAAUCAGAACCUUUUCGCACGCAGCGAACCCGACCCCAACGCUCCUUAUGAGGACAUCAAGCACCUUUCCGACUUGGGCCGUCACUUCCUUGCUGGUCUGAUAGAAGGUCUCCCAUAUGUUAUGCCCAUCUUCGCCCCUACAAUCAACAGCUACAAACGUCUGGUCGAGAACUUCUGGGCACCCGUCACAGUCAGCUGGGGCUUGGAACACCGUGCUGCCAGUAUCCGCCUUAUCGCACCUCCUACCGCUUCUCCAAAGUCUACUCGCUUCGAAGUCCGUGUCCCCGGUGCCGACACAAACCCUUACCUUGUGUUGGCCACUAUCCUGGCACUUGGCUGGAGGGGUGUGGAGAAAAAGCUUGAGAUCCCUAUUCCGCCACUGGGCAAAGGCGAGGACGUUGGCGGUGCAUCAGAUAGCGGUGUCAGGUUAGCCAAGAGCUUAAGAGAGGCGACCGAGAAGUUUAAGAGCAAGGACAGCAUCGCAAGAGAAGUGUUCGGCGACGACUUUGUUGACCACUUUGCUGGAACUCGCGAACAUGAACUCAGACUGUGGGACGAGGCAGUCACGGAUUGGGAAUUCAAGCGCUAUAUCGAGACUGUGUAG
Molecule: messenger RNA, 1467 nt
Organism: Aureobasidium subglaciale EXF-2481
Lineage: Eukaryota; Fungi; Ascomycota; Dothideomycetes; Dothideales; Saccotheciaceae
Exons: 4
Coding region: 1-1467 (488 amino acids)
Molecular function (GO): glutamine synthetase activity
Source: RefSeq, a predicted model, not a curated record